Messenger RNA from Rhineura floridana, 795 nucleotides. RefSeq names its product olfactory receptor 10Q1-like. Gene Ontology annotation, biological process: G protein-coupled receptor signaling pathway. Gene Ontology annotation, molecular function: G protein-coupled receptor activity. The record is from RefSeq and is a predicted model, not a curated record. Lineage: Eukaryota; Metazoa; Chordata; Lepidosauria; Squamata; Rhineuridae. Gene Ontology annotation, cellular component: membrane.
AUGUACAUUGAGAUAGUGACCGAUGAGAUGCACCUGGCACUUGGAAACCAGAGCAACCAAUCCAUUGCUUAUGAAUUUGUCUUUUGGGCAUUCUCCACCAUUCCUGAGAUCCAACAUCUCCUCUUCACGUUGUUUCUUCUGCUCUAUCUCGUAAUCCUCUUUGGCAGUGUCUCCAUCAUUUUGGUUGCCUGCAAUGACCAUUCCCUUUGCACCCCCAUGUAUUUCUUCCUGGGCAACCUCUUUUUUCUGGAGAUCUGUUACACCACUGUGGCAGUGCCUCAAAUGCUGUCCAGUGUUCUAGAUGCCCACAAACAAAUCCCAUUUGCAAACUGCGGCAUACAAAUAUUCUUCUUUGUGGCACUAGGGAGCACAGACUGUUUCCUGUUGGCCAUCAUAGCAUAUGACUGUUACGUAGCCAUUUGCCACCCACUUCGCUACAGCCUCAUCAUGACCUGGCAAGUAUGCACAUGGCUGGUUGUUGGUGCACUAAUCCUUGCCCUUGCGCUGUCACUGGAGCUGACAGUUCUGAUCUUCACUUUGCCUUUCUGGUCCCCGGCCUCUGGGCAACAGCAAGCCUUCUCCACCUGCUCCUCCCACUUGAUGUUGGUAAUCCUACAGUAUGGCUGCUUCAGCCUUGUCUACCUGCGUCCCAAGUCAAAUUUUUCAGAGGAUGAGGACCGGCAACUUACUCUUAUAUACACUUUUGUCACUCUGCUGCUCAAACCCCUCAUCUACAGCCUGAGGAACAAGGAUGUCAAAGCAGGCUGUAAAGAAGGCUGUGGGGAGGGCUGCUGA